ACUUAAUUCAUAAUACCCGUCUUUUUUGCCACUCAUAGCCCUGUAUGGAGUAUUUUCUCUUGCUAACAGCGAGUCAUAAUAGAACUUUAAAAGGGUACUCUGGCGUCAGAUACAUGUAGUUGAAGAACAAUUAUAUUAUGUGUCCAACUAUGUGCUGACUCAUUUUAUGUUCGAAUGACUCUAUAACACAGCCAUUUAGAACUGUAGAUUUGAGGGCAUCUCAAAUAAUAUUUUUAUUUUCUGGGAGCUGAAGAAGUCUUAAGUUAUUUUUCUUUGAUGCAGCUAACACUGAACAAAGCCCCUCCCGCCCUCGAGGUAGGCUGACCGAUUACCAACAUCCUUCCAGGUGUCGCGUGGCAAAAGUUCUUGUCGGUCAGGAAGGGGAACACCCUCUCCGGGGACCUCUAGAGCCCUGGGAACUACAUUGCCCGGAAGAGCCUGGGCGGAGUUGAGCCAAGGAAGAUUGGAAUGAAGGCAUUUCCGGGCGAACUCUUGAAGUCGGGGAGGGACUUCCGGCCUCCUCCUCGUGGCGGCCAUUUUGACGGCUUUGGGUCAGUUCUGGGUUCGGGGCGCUGGAUCAGGACCCAGGUGACAGGAUUGCGGAGGCGCGGGAGGACGUCUUGUCUCUCCCCGGUGCACAAAGGCGACGCCUCCUGGGGUGUCCUGCGCCAGACUGGGGACAGGGGCCGCCGUGCCCGCGUCCCCCUCCUCUCCGGCCGCUCCGGCCCUCAGACCCCGAUGGCGGCGGCCGCGCUGAGGGACCCGCCUCAGGACAGUAUGACCUUUGAAGAUGUUGCUGUGCACUUCUCCUGGGAGGAAUGGAGGCCCCUUGAUGACGUUCAGAGGCACUUGUAUCUCAGUGUGAUGCUGGAAAACUUUGCACUUAUGUCUUCACUGGGUUGCUGCUGUGCGACAGAGAACACAGAGUCACCCUUUCAAUCAAGCGUUUCUAUAGACAUGUCACCGGCCAAGACUCCCAAGGCAAAUCAGUCUUCCCAGAAGAGCCACCCCUGUGAGAAGUGUAGUCUGGUCUUGAGAGGUAUUUUUCACUUGGCUGAGUAUGAAGAAACUCAACACAGCCAGAAAGUGUUUGGGUAUUGGGUGUGGUUGAAACAAUUUUAUUUCAGUGCAAACGUCCCAAAACACCAGAAUAUGGAAGAGAAAUUUUUCAGAAGUGGUGUAGACACAGCCUUGUUUGUAAAGAGCUGCAAAUUCCUUGGGUCAGGGAAGCCCUUUACCUGUGAGGAAGUUGAGAAGGACUUCCUGGCCACCUUGGAACAUCUCCAGCAGCAGGUCACUCACACCAGGGAGAAGCCAAACAAGAUUGCCCUAUGUGAGGCAACUUUACAAAGCAGAAAAACUCAUCAUAAUGGGGGAGAGUACAAGAAGUCUUUCAGCCCCAAACACAUACUUGUUCAGGACCAGGGUGUCCACACUGGAAGACAGUGUUUUGUGUGCAGUGAAUGUGGGAAAGCAUUUAGGUCCAAAUCCUCAUUUGUUUUGCACCAGAGAGCUCACACUAGAGAAAGGCUUCAUAUGUAUGGCAAAAGUGGCAGAUCUUUGAGGCAAACCUCAAGCCUCAGUCUGCAUCAAAGAAAUCAUACUGGAGCAAUGCGGUACAAGUGCAGCAAAUGUGGGAAGUCCUUUAACCAAAAGUUUGUUCUCAUUUAUCCCUGGAGAAGUCACAUUGGAGAAAAUUGUUACUUGUGCAGUGAAUGUGCACAAUCCUUUAGCCGUAGAUCUGUUCUAAUUCGGCAGUGGAUACUUCACAAUGGAGAAAGCCGUUAUGAAUGUACUCAGUGUGGGAAAUCUUUUAGACAAAAAUUUUAUCUCAUUGUACACUGGAGAGUUCACACAGGAAAAAGGCAUUAUGAAUGCAGUGACUGUGGGAAAUCUUUUACCAAUAGCUCAGUGCUCAUCCUACAUCAGAGAGUACAUAAGGGGAAAAGGCCUUUUCAGUGCAGUGAAUGUGGGAAAUCUUUUAUCAGUAGCUCAGUAUUCAUUCUGCACCAGAAAGUUCACACAGGAAAAAGGCCUUUUGAGUGCACUGAAUGUGGGAAAUCCUUUAGUCUUCAGUCUUACCUCACUCAACACUGGAAAGUUCAUAGUGGAUCAAGGCCUUAUGCAUGUAGUGAAUGUGGGAAAUCUUUUACCUCUCGCUCUGGCCUCCGUUACCAUUGGAGAGUUCACAAUGGAUUGAGGCCUUAUCAGUGUUGUGAAUGUGGGAAAUCUUUUACCUCUGUUUCCAACCUCCAUUACCACCAGAGUGUUCACACAGGAGAAAGGCCUUAUGAGUGCAAUGAGUGUGGAAAAUCUUUUACCUCCAACUCUGCCCUGUGUUAUCAUCAGAAGACUCAUGCUGGAGCUAGGCCUUAUGAGUGCACUGUAUGUGGGAAAUGUUUUUGCUCUGGUUCCCAUCUCAGUCAUCAUCACAGAGUUCAUACAGGAGAAAGACCUUAUCAGUGCAGUGAAUGUGGGAAAUCUUUUUUUGCCAGUUCCCACCUCAGUAAUCAUCAGAGAGUUCACAUAGGAGAAAGGCCUUAUGAGUGCAAUGAAUGUGGGAAAUCCUUUAUCCAAUGUUCCAACCUCAGUCAUCAUCUGAGAGUUCACGUAGCAUCAAGACCUUAUGAGUGUAAGGAAUGUAGGAAAUCUUUUAACCAUGGGUCAGCACUCAUUAGACAUGGGAGAAUUCACACAAGAGAAAGGCCUUAUGAGUGCAGUGAAUGUGGGAAAUCUUUUCGCUAUAGUUCCAUUCUCUGUGAACAUCAGAGAAUUCACGCAAGCAAAAGGUCUUAUGAAUGCACUGAAUGUGGGAAAUCCUUUAGAAGAAAUUCUUACCUCUUUGAACACUGGAGAGUUCACACUGGAGAAAAGCCUUAUAAAUGCAGUGAAUGUGGGAAAUCUUUUUCGUCUAGGUCUGGUUUCCAUUAUCAUCAGAGUUCACACAGGAUAGAGGCCACGUGAGUGUAGUGAAUGUAGAAAAUCUUUUCCCAAAAGCUCUGCACUCUCAGCAUCAGCAUUCAGAGAGAUAAAAGGCCUUAAGUGUGUGAUGUGUGUGGGAAAGUCUUUACCUCUAGCACCACCCCUUGUUCUCAUCAGAGAAUUCACAAGAGACAGCCUCUUUAGUGCUAGGAAUUUGGGAAAUUCUUCCCUAAAGAGUUCACCUCAAUAAUAAUUAUACACAGUAGAGUUUACACUGUAGAAAGGCCUUAAAUGUGCAAGGGAAUGUGUAGUUUUCUUGUUCAGUGUGACAAUGCUAGAAGAAACUGAGGAGCUGUCCUUCCGAAUUCAGUCUCACACUUGCAGUUGUCCACAGGCAUCAGUUUCAGAUAUGUGGAAAGCGUGUGUGGCUGUGUUUCACUUUCUAACCUAUCUGUGGCUCUUGUCAGAUUUAUGUCACUGCCACUUAAUGUGGCCAAAGCCAUUUUACCUCAGCCACCUGGCAGGUCCCCACAGUGUGCAUCAGUCACCGCCACACCCCCACCCAGUGCACUCAGGAAAGCUCACCACUGGUCUCGCGUUUGUGGGGGUUGGUGUUCCUGUCUUUCUGACUACCUUGUGCAGGAGGCUGAAUCAGUGUUGGCCCAGAGAACAUCGUGAAUUCAGCUGAAAAGGACAGCUUGUUUUCAGGGAUACGUUCUCACAUGAUGAACUUUUCCAGCUUACAAGUUACUGGCCCAAAUUGCGUGCCACACGUUGCUUUGGUUUGUAUAGUACAAAUGCUUUACUGUUUGAGUCCUUUUUUGUUUUGAGUGUUCAAUUUACUGUGAGAGGAGUUUCAUAAGGAGAUUUGGGCUUUACAGGCAUGAAAGGUGAACAGUUUUUAUGGGGGUCUUAACCCCUCUUUGCCUUAGGAGGGAAAGUCUGAUGACAAAAAAUGGCUUGCCAGUUUUGGCGAAAUUUGAGUUGGUGCCAGUGAUCUCCUGGGAAAGAGGGCAAGGCUUUUUGUCCUCAUUUAAACCCUGGAUGCUAUGAGUUUAGACUCAGGUAUCACUGUGAAGAGAGGUGAAAUGUAGCAAUCUCAAGUUCCUAGAGCAACAUUAGUUUUUCCCCUUUUUCAUGAACUAUCUCAGGAGAUGUUGGCAUUUUUAAGGGGAAAUCUCAGGGUCUUGCAUAGAACACAUUCCCUGACAUCCACAGUUCCAUGGGUGAUGGUCACUGAUUUUAAGACUGUGGGGCCAGAGGAAACCGAGGCAGGUAUAUAACCUGGAUUGGGAGUAGAGGAGACAGCAGCAAACUCAAUGGAAGGUGCCUCUUCUGAAAGGGCAUCCACAAACGUCUGUGUGAUGAUGACUAAUUUGCAGCAUCGGUGUCUACACGAGUCUCAGAACUCCCAGGCAGGUUUACCUCGUGGAGCUGACAUCACAGUCAGAAACUAAUUGUAUGGUUUUGUGGAUUCUUGUGACCUCUCUGUAAUGUUCACCUCAAGGCUAUUCCUGCACAGGCAGGAAAGUAGUCCAGGGAUGUGGCUCUUGUGACCUGGCCAGCAUCCCUGUUGACUGAAGUGGGGAUGUUCUUUAUUACUGGCCAGUACUUGCUGCCACUGAAGCAAGACUGACCCCCAGAAGGCAUGACCAGAAAUUGGUCAAUUUAGGGUUGCCAAGUAUAUUUCCCCAAAAAGUGGGCUGUACAGAUUUUUUUCUAUCUUGAAGUGUUUUUAAAGCUUUAUUUAGAUAUAACUUACUUGUUGUAACUGCACAUAUUUAAAGUGAAGUAUUUGAUAAGUUUUGACCUGUGUGAAAACAUCAUCAGUAGUCAUGGUAGUGGCCAUAUCUGUCACCAUGUAUUUCCCUGGUGUCCUUUAUAAUCUCUGUCCCUGGCAAUCAGAGCCCUCCAAGUAACUGUUGAUUUCCUUUCCCUUAUAAUAGAUACCUUUUCAUUUUCUAUAAUUUAUAUGAUGGAAUCUUACAAUGUUUUCUUUUUUUCUGGUUUCUUUUAUGCUUUGUGAUUAUUUUGAGAGUCAUCAAUGAUGUUAUACAAGUAGCUCAUCCCACCUUUUUUUUUGUUUUGUUUUGAGCAAUAGUCUUAUCUUUAGAUACACCAGUAUUUAUCCAUUCACUUGUUUAUGGACAUUUUGGGUAUUUCCAGGUUUUUAACUAUUGAAAAUAAACUGGUGCAAACAUUUGUGUAGAGUUCUUAAUAUGGAAA
This is a messenger RNA of Vicugna pacos (alpaca), 5148 nucleotides long. Lineage: Eukaryota; Metazoa; Chordata; Mammalia; Artiodactyla; Camelidae. The record is from RefSeq and is a predicted model, not a curated record.